AACAACAACAAAGAAAGCCAUUAUAAUACAAGCUUAAAAGAUUAUUUACAUUCAUCACAAUCGCAUCCAAUUACACGUCAUUGGCAAUCACAAUCGGUACAAAAUUUUUCACCAAAAGAUUUUAUAUUACCAUUGUUUGUACUUGAUGAUGAUUAUGCUAACGAAUCAAUUGAAUCAUUCCCUGAUGUAUAUCGUAUGGGACAAAAUAUUCUGAUCGAAUAUCUAACACCAUUAGUGUCUGAUUUGGGUCUAUCAUCAAUACUUUUGUUUCCUUGUUUGGAACAACAAUAUGGCCAACAAGAGGAAAAGAAUUUGGAUGAUGCUUUCAAUGUUGAAAAGAAUCCAUUGUUAAAAGUUAUUCCGGUUAUCAAGAAAAAAUUUCCACAAUUGUUAAUCAUAACAGAUGUAUGUCUUUGUGCUUUCACCGAUCAUGGACAUUGUUGUAUUUUUGAUCAACAUAAUGGCCACAUUGAUAAUCCAAAAUCAAUUGAAGCAUUAGCAAAAUUAUCAGUCAAAUAUGCACAGGUUGGUGCCGAUGUAAUCGCUCCAAGCGAUAUGAUGGAUUCUCGUAUUGCUCUUAUUCGUGAACAAUUAACUUUGGCCGGUUAUUCACAUGUAUCCAUACUAUCGUAUGGUGCGAAAUUUUCUUCCUGUUUUUAUGGCCCAUUUCGAAAUGCAGCCGGAUCGGCACCAAAAUUUGGUGAUCGUAAAAAAUAUCAAUUACCAGCCGGUUCACGUGGUAUGGCUUUACGUUCGAUUGAUCGUGACAUAAGGCAAGGUGCCGAUAUGAUUAUGGUUAAACCAGCAAUGGCUUAUCUUGAUAUUGUACGAUCAAUUGCCGAUCAUUAUCCAAACUAUCCAAUUGCUGUAUAUCAGGUUUCAGGUGAAUAUUCAAUGCUUAAACAUGCGGCACAAAUUGAUUUAUUCGAUUUACGACAAAUUGUUAUGGAAACAAUAAUCGGAUUUAAACGAGCAGGUGCAUCGAUUAUCAUCACUUAUUUUACUGCCGAUAUUCUUCAUUGGAUUCAUAAUAAUAAUGGUGGCCAAGAAUUUUGAUUAUAAUGAAAACAAAAACCUGAAUCAUAUUACGCACGCUAUUCUCAUUUUUCCCCCCCAUUAAGAAAAAAUGGUGAUGACAAAUUUUCAUUUCUUACCCAGUGAACUAAAAAUAUCAUCAACAAAAAUGGAAAAAUUAUUAUAUAUGGUGCCUAUGCUGUUCCAAGAAUCGAAAAAGAAAAUUGAUUAUAUAUUUCAUAGUGGAA
Molecule: messenger RNA, 1262 nt
Organism: Dermatophagoides farinae (American house dust mite)
Lineage: Eukaryota; Metazoa; Arthropoda; Arachnida; Sarcoptiformes; Pyroglyphidae
Source: RefSeq, a predicted model, not a curated record